CACCAAUCAGCGCUACCAAACUUGCUUUACCCAUUGUCAUUUGCGGGUCCUCUUCCACCAAUAUGGAGUUCCCCUAAACUGUUCUUUUGUCACCCUUGGGUUCUAUACACGAUUGGUGCAUUUGGUGUCAUGAUAGCAAGCCUUGGAUGGCCCCUAUUCCUGUUUGUUGUUGGCCGCUGGAUGAACGGAAUCACCGACCUCAGCAAGACUACUCAGGAGAGGGAGGAUACAGGAUCAGAUGCUGCAAUCUGGAUGCUGGGCCCUUUGCUGGGUGCAUUCUUUGGCAGUUACCUCUGGUUCCAAUGUUAUGCCAGGGCUUCAAGGUCAUUGGCCACAAAGAUGCGAUUGGAAUACAUCUCCUCUAUUCUGUCACAAGACACGGCCUACUUUGACACCCAUGGCUGUGGAGAGAUCACUACUCGCUCAGACAAAGACAUUGAUACGAUUGAGAAAGGCUAUGGGGAACAUCUGGGCCGAUCUAUGCACCUGAUUUGCUAUGUGAUUGCGAACAUGACUGUGGCUUUUAUCUCACUUCCAAAGCUGGCCGCAGUAUUGUUUCCCUUCACAAUAUGGAUGCUUGGACUUUUCUUCCUGAUUGAGUGGACUGUCAAAAAGCAAUCAAGAAAAGCUGAGGCGGCAUAUGGCCUUUCAAACACAUUUCUGGAGCAAUGCUUUGCUGGUAUCAGGGUGGUUCAGACAUUUGCUAUGUCACAACCAUUGAUGGAGCACUGGGAUACCAAAUUCUUGAAGAAAGUAGAGAUGCUACAGACCCGCCCAGGACUUGUGCGGUCCAUCAAAAUCGCAUGGUGUCAUUUUGCCUUGUGUAUCAUCCUGGCUGCUGGAUACUAUUACGGGUGGUCUCUCAAGGAUGAGGGCUACCAGCCUGGAUCCAUCUUCAAUACCAUCAUCUGCUUCACUGCUAUGCAUUUUAUGGUGUACAACCGCUUGAACUCUGUUUCUAGCUUCCACAGUGCCACCGCCUGUGUGCAAGUCCUGCGUCAUCACAUUGAAAGACAGCCCCACAUUGACAUCCGAGACGGAUCUGGCAUUGACCUCAAGCCAUUCUCAGCUGGUUGCGGAUACACUCCCACCAUAACUCUCUGCAAUGUCACUUUUGCCUAUCCAUCCAGACCAGGUAUCAAGGCCCUUGACAAUGUGUCACUAGUCGCUGAGGCAGGUCAAUUGACAGCAUUUGUUGGCCCAUCUGGAGCAGGAAAAUCAUCAAUAGCAGGAUUACUUGUCCGGCAGUAUGAUCCCAGCACUGCAAAUCAACCAAAUCCUCACGACUUGGGCACUACUAUGGAGAAAGAUACACCUCCUGAAUCUCGCAGCAAAACAAAGACCACUGACAACAUGGAGAAGGGCUACAUUGCACCCGGGAUUAACAGCUCUGAGAUGGGUCCUGAAAGUGUAGAAGGAGGAGGUACAAUACUUCUGGAUGGAAUUGAUUUGCGUCAAUACAAUCUACGCUCCCUUCGGUCACAAAUCAGUGUGGUACAUCAGGAACCUCAGCUGAUAUCAGGGAGCGUUUUUGACAACAUAGUUGCAGGACUUUCCAUGUCUCCUGACAAUUGCCAAAUCAACCAGGAAGAGGGCAAUCAAGAGAAAAAUGCAUCAGCUCGGCAGCUCUGUAUCGAUGCACUGAAGAAGGCUGAGGCUUGGGAUUUUGUCCAAGAUCUGCCGGAAGGAAUGGACACCCAAAUUACAGGAGGUCGCUCAGGAAUCUUAUCUGGUGGUCAACAACAACGGUUGGCCAUUGCAAGAGCACUCAUUGGUAACCCUGCUAUCUUGAUCUUGGAUGAAGCCACAAGUGCCCUAUCAAGCAAUGUUGAACUGGAAGUUCGAAACAACCUGGAAAAGGAACAGCAAGAGCGAGGCUUGACAAUCAUAUCCAUUGCUCAUCGUCUACAGUUUGCUCAGCAUGCCAACAAAAUUGUUGUCAUGCAGCAGGGUCAUAUCGUGGACACUGGCACAUACACAGAAUUAUCAUCACCAGAACGCCCUGACCAGACUUUUGCCCGUCUCUUGAACAAGGGUUCCUCUGAGGAAAGCCAGACUCUGCAUGCCCAUCUCAAAGAAGAUGACAAGAGCAGCCAAAUCUCCGACACAGACGGUUCUCAAACCAAGCUGUCAAAGCCUUCAAGCCUGGAACAUAGCACAAGAGGAACUCGUGAUGAUGCCUUCACCAACAGCUUCCCAGCCCAAAGAAAAGAAGCAUCAGGUUUGAUGCAAUAUAUCACCACCAGAAGGAUACCCUUCUUCAUGAUGAUACUCUUCACUGUGCUCAAUGCAUGCACAAGGGUAGUUUUCCAAUUACGGAUAGGACAGUCCAAUGCUAAGCUGAGCGGAGCUGUGGAUCCCAUGAGCAUAGAAGUCCAUUCAGUCAUUUGGCUUGGUUAUGCUUUCUGGUGGUUUGCAGUCACCUAUGGGCAGGAGAGCUCAUCAGGGAUCACCCAGAAGGCAGUGGAAAGACACCUAGCCUUGGCUAGUGCCAAGUCCCUGGUUCAGCAGGAAAUCUCGUACUAUGAAGAAGAACUCUCAUCAGCUGGGAUGCUUACCGCCAAUCUGGCAAAACAUACAUCAGGUAUAGCAGAGACCUUCACCAUCAGCCUCACACGGGUCGGCGCCUUGGCUCUUGCGUCACUUGGAACAUUGGUGAUGAGCAUGAUCUUGUCAGCAAAAUUUGGUGCCUUGAUAUUCCCAUUACUACUGUUAGCAGGAGCUGCAGGAUGGCUACAAAUCAAAGCCCUCUCUAUAUUUGAAACGCUACGUCAAGGCCCAGGAGACCGUAUCUCAACAAUAAUCAAUGAGGCGGUGGAUUCCAUUGCAACAAUUAUGAUCCUUGGUCAAGAGGGAAAGACUGUGAACUCUAUCGAAAGAUUGAGUGGAGUUACCGGUCAGAUGACUAAAUGGGAAAGCAUAUUUCAUGCGGCACAAGCUUUUGGAGAAUCCCUUGUGUUUGGGGUUGGAGCAUUACUGUUUUGGUGGGGAGGCCGACUUUACGUCAGAGGAGACAUUUCACCAGUGGCCUUGUUUGCCAUCUUUGAAGGCUUGUUUGCCGUGAUCUUUGUCAUCACACCAUUACUGGAAUACCUGAAUGCUGCCACACGAGCUCUUCACAGCUGGAAGAUAGUCAGAAGCUAUUUACAGCGGGAACCCCGUCAUGCUUGCAAGGGACAACUGCAACAUGAAGGUUCUCUUGUUGAUCAGGCCAUUCAAGGGGAUAUUAUCUAUGAGAAUGUCACAAUGUGUUACCCAAAACGCAAAGAUCAUCUUGCAUUGGAUGAUCUCACGUUGCAUUUGAGAGGGGGUCAGGUCAAUGCAAUUACUGGUACCAGUGGAGGUGGAAAAAGCACAAUACUGGCAUUACUGCAACGCUUCUAUGACCCUACCAGUGGCAUAAUCACAUUUGGGGGCCUUGAUUCUCAGGCUAUCCCUCUAGACGCUCUCCGGUCACACCUUGCUAUUGUUUCCCAGAACUCUGUGCUGUUUGAAGGUGACAUACGGUUCAACCUGAGCUUGGGUGCCAAGGAUCCAGACAACGUCUUGCAAGCAGAACUUGAGCAUGUUUGCAGACAGGCCUGCAUCUUGGACUUCAUUCAGAGUUUGCCAGACGGAUUUGCAACAGAUAUCGGUCUGAAGGGCACCAGACUGUCUGGUGGCCAGAGACAACGUCUGUGCAUUGCGCGUGCUCUUCUGCGCAACCCAAGCAUUCUUCUGCUAGAUGAGGCUACAUCAUCCCUUGAUGCAGUCAAUGAGGCUGAGGUCGAAAAGGCGUUGCAGAACGCUUCAAAAGGCCGCACUGUCAUUGUGAUCGCACACAAGCUGCAGUCCAUCAGGAACGCUGACUGUAUCUUCGUCAUUGCCGGUGGAAAGCUGGUGGAAGAAGGGACUCACAACAAUCUUGUGGAGAAACGUGGUCAAUACUACGAACUCAUCAAGAGUCAGUUGUGAAGGGGCCGGUA
Messenger RNA from Filobasidium floriforme, 3965 nucleotides. RefSeq names its product P-loop containing nucleoside triphosphate hydrolase protein. The record is from RefSeq and is a predicted model, not a curated record. Lineage: Eukaryota; Fungi; Basidiomycota; Tremellomycetes; Filobasidiales; Filobasidiaceae. Gene Ontology annotation, molecular function: ABC-type transporter activity; ATP binding; ATP hydrolysis activity. Bases 130 to 3954 code for a protein of 1274 amino acids. The transcript is spliced from 15 exons. Gene Ontology annotation, cellular component: membrane. Gene Ontology annotation, biological process: transmembrane transport.